AUGAAUGUGAUGAACCCUGGGAACAGACUGGGACAUACCCAGCCCAAAGCUCCACAGAGAGAGCAGUGGGCCAACAAGCUGGAGUUCAUCCUGGCAGUAGCUGGGCACAUUAUUGGGCUGGGGAAUGUCUGGAGGUUUCCAUACCUUUGCUACAAAAACGGAGGAGGGGUUUUCUUCAUUCCUUAUGUUUUGUUUUUGUUCACUUGUGGCAUCCCGCUCUUCUUCUUGGAGACAUCUUUGGGUCAGUACACCAGUCAGGGUGGAAUAACAUGUUGGAGAAAAAUCUGUCCACUGUUUGAAGGUUUAGGUUACGGAAGCCAAGUGGUUGUUUUGUACACUGGUAUGUAUUACAUCAUCAUACUGGCUUGGGCGUUUCUCUACCUGUUUUCAUCGUUCAGGGCUGAGCUUCCAUGGGCGAGCUGUCACAAUAGUUGGAACACAAAUGGCUGUUUUGAACAUAGUCACAAUCAAACAUUUCCUGUGGACCCAAAUGGAAAGAGUGUGUCUUCAGUUGUUGAAUUCUGGGAGAGGAGAAUCUUGGGCCUGUCUGAUGGAAUAGAUAACAUUGGGAAUAUCCGUUGGGACCUGGCCCUUUGUCUUCUUCUUGCCUGGGUUUUGUGCUAUUUUUGUAUCUGGAAUGGAGUGAAGACCACAGGAAAGGUGGUGUAUUUCACUGCCACAUUUCCAUUUGUGAUGCUGGUGGUGUUGCUGGUUCGUGGCCUCACAUUACCUGGAGCCAAAGAUGGAAUUAUGUUCUACCUCUACCCAGACCCAUCCCGUCUCACUGAUCCUGAGGUAUGGAUGGAUGCGGGCAGCCAAAUUUUCUACUCCUAUGGAGUUUGCACGGGGGUUCUGACAUCAUUGGGAAGCUACAACAAGUACAACAACAACUGCUACAGAGACUGUGUUUACCUGUGCCUGUUAAACAGUUUAACCAGUUUUGUAGCUGGUUUCGCCAUUUUCUCUGUGCUUGGUUUCAUGGCAAAAGAACAAGGUUUGGAUAUAUCGAUGGUAGCUGAAUCAGGACCUGGAUUGGCAUUUAUUGCUUAUCCUCGUGCUGUGGCUUUAAUGCCGCUUCCUCAGCUCUGGGCGAUUUUCUUCUUCAUCAUGGUCAUCUUUCUGGGAUUAGAUAGUGAGUUUGUAUAUCAAGAGGCACUGGUCACAACAAUCUCGGACAUGUAUCCUUCCUUUUUUCAAAACAAUUGUCACCGUAAACUCCUUCUUCUUGGAAUUAAUGUCGGAAGCUUCCUUGUAGGCCUUCUGAUGGUGACGGAGGGAGGCCUUUAUAUUUUCCAGCUGUUUGACUACUAUGCCUGCAGUGGGAUGACCCUCCUACUUUUUGCUAUUCUUCAGUCUGUCUGCAUAGGAUGGGUCUAUGGUGGAGAUCGUCAGUACGACAAUACAAAGGACAUGAUUGGAUAUCGACCAUGGCCUUUUAUGAAAUACUGUUGGCAGUACUUCACACCAGCGAUCUGUACUUGCACAUUUCUCUUCUCCCUGAUCAAAUAUACCCCACUCAAAUUCAACAACACCUAUGAAUAUCCCUGGUGGGGAUACGCUAUUGGAGGAUUGUUUACACUCUCCUCAACACUCAUGGUUCCUUUGUGGAUGUUGUAUGCUGUGUGCAUUACUCCAGGAACACUGAGACAGAGACUGAAGCUUCUGUGCACGCCAGCAAAGGACUUGCCUUCUGCAACAUCAAAGAAAGCAUCAAACUAUGAAGCAUUUCAAACUUUCACAGACUUGCACACACUGCGCAAGACAAAAAGUCCAGAUGAUAGAGAUGAACAAAUACAGGGAUCAUAUAUUUUUUAAAC
This is a messenger RNA of Neolamprologus brichardi, 1817 nucleotides long. Its product is annotated as sodium- and chloride-dependent GABA transporter 2. The record is from RefSeq and is a predicted model, not a curated record. Gene Ontology annotation, cellular component: cell projection; plasma membrane. Gene Ontology annotation, molecular function: gamma-aminobutyric acid:sodium:chloride symporter activity. Lineage: Eukaryota; Metazoa; Chordata; Actinopteri; Cichliformes; Cichlidae. Gene Ontology annotation, biological process: sodium ion transmembrane transport; amino acid transport; nitrogen compound transport.